Molecule: messenger RNA, 1125 nt
Organism: Lolium rigidum
Lineage: Eukaryota; Viridiplantae; Streptophyta; Magnoliopsida; Poales; Poaceae
Product: F-box protein At5g49610-like
Exons: 1
Coding region: 1-1125 (374 amino acids)
Molecular function (GO): protein binding
Source: RefSeq, a predicted model, not a curated record
AUGGCGGAGGCCACCGACGACGGAGAAGGAGCAACCCCUCUGGACCAGAGCCUCCCGGAUGAGAUCGUGAUAUGGGAGGUCCUUGUCCGCCUGCCUCCCAAAUCGCUCCUCCGCUGCCGCGCCGUCUGCCGCGCGUGGAGCCGCGCCACUUCCACCCGCGACUUCCUCGUCGCCCACCACGUCUGCCAGCCCAACCUCCCCCUCGUCUGCGACGACCGUAAAAGCGGCAUUGACGUCGUCCCCUUCGACCAUCAGGCAGGGGUUGCCGCUGACGGCCAGCUCCAGCCACUCGCCCGACUAGACACCACCUUAUCCAACAUGGUGGCCUCCUGCGACGGCCUCCUCCUCCUCUCCGACGACGACGACACCAAGUUCUCCAUCUGCAACCCCACAACUCGGCAGUACGCACCGCUCCACCAGCUUGAUGACUACGCUCAGUAUGAUGAAUUCGACUUCACGGUCUUGGCGAUGUACCCGCAUAGCCCUACCGGCGAGUACCGACUUCUCGUAGAGUUGAGGGUUGAUGUUCAAGCUCGCCUCUUCGUCUUCACGAUAGGCUCCACCGACCCGCCAAGGCACAUAGGGUUCCCCUUCCCCGAUGCAUGGGAGGAGAUACACGCUGCACCUGUCCUCAUCCAUGGUAGCCUACAUUGGUACAUGGGACACACCAUAAUGGUAUUCGACACCACAGCUGAGUCGUUCCGGCAGAUGCGCUCUCCCGUUGUUUCAGGAGUUGCUGACCUCUUCCAGAUUGGUGGCACGCUUGGCAUAGCUAGCUUUAAUCGUGGAGUGACAGUCGCGGAUAUCUGGGCGAUGGAGGAUUACCAAGGCGAAGUCUGGGCUUUCAAGCAAAAGGUUGAAUUGCCAGUUGCAGAGCUUGGGAAGCAGUUUGGAGAGUACCAUGAAGAAUGGUGUGUGUUCGUUCAAUCUUGGGACGGUGACUUCUUCGGGCUGGCCAAAUUUGCCCAAGGGCUACUUCACAUCGACAUGGAUGGAAAGGUGGUCGCUACUUUUCAUGGUGAAAUGCUUGGUCUUAGUCCCCUUUGGUUGAAGCAAACUCUUGUUCAGCAUGCCUUCUUCCCGACACUGGAGGGCUAUGUUGUCAAUGGUCCGCCUUUCAUCUGA